UGCGAGCGCAUUUACAUCCAGUUGUCACUCAGGUUACCAACGGACUAUCGUGUAACAAGAGGAGCCUAACCAGACACUCAAAAUAAAAAAAAUAACAGUAAUCAGAUAUGAGCUAAGAAGCCGAUGGUAGGUCUAUAAUGAAGGUUCAUCGAUGUGAGACAGGGGAUAUAGAUACGGAAAAAGCACGCACAUGAUUGGACAACGAAGUACAAGCAUCAUGCUCCCCAUGAGCCAGUGAUUGACAGGUCACAAUACCAUAACAUGCAGCCUUCCUAAUUACGAUAUGUACUAUUUAUGUACAUGUUGUCUGGGAUAUACUCGUAACACGUGAUUUCAGGGAUAUAUAUAUAAUCAGGGAAACGUCAUAGUGCAUUCUGGAACCGUUAGCAUCUUUUCCUUUCGUUGGAUUGCUAACACUAUGGACAGCAAAAUCACGUUGCGCCAUCUGAUAGUCAGUAUUGUGGUGUUGAUGGUGACGUCACAAGGUUUCUCCAAAUCGGUUCAUCAAAUCGUGGAUGAUGACAUCAGAAAGUAUCACACGGAAAGACAACCACGAGAUUCCGGCUUUGAAGAAUUUACAGUCACUCAGCUGAUAGAAAAAGGAAUUGGAGAUUCAGCAAUACCGUUUGUUAGUGCUUCUGUAUACCGACGGAAACGGUCAUUAGAAGAAACAAAAAAGAAACUAGCAGUGGAAUUUAAAGCUUUUGAUGAAACAUUCACUCUUGAAGUACAACAUCAGACAUCUGUUAUACACCCAAACGCUAAAAUCGUUUUAACAAACGGUGACAAAGAGGAGGAAUGGAACGGUCCACACCCGGACUGUUUCCUCACAGGCAAUGUGACGUCACACAAUUCCGGAACAGUUUCCUUAUCCUACUGUGAUAAUUUGGAAGGAGGUAUGUGGACAGGAGGCUAUGAAUACCACAUAAUGACUUUACCUGAACGGCUACAUAAACGGGACACUGCGAGCAGUAAUGUCCAUUCCGUACUAGUGUCAAGGCGACACCUAGGAACCUCCCUGAUCGACUCGCUUCAUUUACAAAAAGACUCAAUUCGUCCCGAAGAGGAUUCGUCAGGUCGAAAGAAACGCACAGCUUACGUCAUCCCUUCUACGUCUUUCACCAUGGAGAUGGCGGUAUACACUGACGCGGACUUUACGGCACUCUUUACUUACAGUGACGUCUCCCUCAGGAUAACAGCCAUAGCUACCAAAUACAAUGGGGUGCAGGCCGAGUGGAGCAGAGCCUCUGACCUGGGUUACACCGUUACCAUCGUUAUCAAGCAUAUCAACAUGUUUGAAACAAACCCGGUCUGGUACACUGCCUCCACAGCCCUCGGCACUAUCCUUAGCCAGAUAUGCCAAGGGGCCGCUACCAGUGACGACGAACCAUACGAUAUUAUAUUCCUACAUACAGGGAUAUCUGGAGUUGACCUAGGUGGACUGGCUUACCAAAACCGGAUUUGCAAAGACAACAACAAAUGUGGCGUGUCCGCAUCACGAAGUCUAGUUACUUACAUUGCAACUGCUCAUGAAAUAGGCCACAAUAUAGGAAUGUAUCACGAUGCCGACAAAGGCUGUACCGGUGAUGAUACUGGAGUUAUGGGAGGGCGUGGUGUAAGAUGGAGUACAUGUAGCAAGGCAGACAUGCAAGCAUACUUGGCCACCGGCAAUGCACAAUGUCUUUGGGAAACAAACAUUCCUUCAGCGAACGUUUCUGCUGAACUACAGAGCAUUUCACUGACAGGAGAGCUAAUAGGCCAGACUCUUCUGGAAGACGAAGUGUGCGAGGUUUUGUAUGGAAGCGGGUUCCGGUUCAGGGAAUAUCCUAAUUUCAGUAACUGCGGACUUUUUACCUGUGUGAAUAUGAACAGAGGUACCACUUAUGGACAAAUGUAUAAGGAGUCAUCAAGUAUAUCAGGGAACUAUUGUGAGGAUGGAAAGGUGUGUUUCAAGGGAAGUUGUUCAGAUCUAGCAACUGCUCAACUAACAGGAGCCACUGUUACAGCUGGAGGGUGGUCAAACUGGGAAUCGUGGUCGACUUGCUCUCGUACAUGCGGAACAGGUGUGCUCCAUAGAAGACGUAUAUGUAAUAAUCCAAGACCGAAGAACCACGCAUUUUGCCCUGGCGAUCAAUAUGAAGCAGAACUGUGUAACACUACGCCUUGCUUAGGAGACAGUACAACUGAAAGUACGCUGAUAACUGCCAGAGCGUCUGAAACAUGUUACGCGCUGGUGCAAUAUGGUGUUAUCGAUAUCGCAAACUACUUUCCAACGGGGACUGUCUACAACAACGUCCGAAUGGGUAAAUGUGAGGUAAAGUGUGACAGAAGGACAGGAUACACGCCCGAGGCAUACACCCGGUAUGGUCUGAUGCCCGACGGAACGCCAUGUAACGAAGUCCUACACGAAUGGGACGAGAAGGACUGGCCACGAAGACCUGGGUAUGAGGAUUAUUGCCUAGAGGGAUACUGUUAUGUGUUUGGUUGUGAUAACAAAUUAAACGGACAACAGUAUGACCAGUGUGGUGUUUGUGGGGGAGAUAACUCUACGUGUCUCUUCUAUAAUUCCGUUUAUACCGAUUCUGUCGCACAAGGUGAUCGGGUAACUAUAGUUCAGUUACCAGCGGGGUCCUUCAACAUCCAGUUUUGGUUCACGUAUAGCCAGAUGAAUAAUGACUAUGUAGAGCUGUGGAGUAAAGACGAUCGAGCUAUCAUUGCCUCUAGAGUUUAUAGCAGCUGGGUGCAUGAUACUGAAGACAGCCCUAUCUAUCAUGCUGGCGCAUACUGGUCAUUUUACUUCAAUACUCAGUAUCUUUUAGGAAAAGGAGUUCUGACGAAUUCUGUCAUCAUUAAGUUCUUCAAUCUCAAUGGUAAUCCUAAUCUGGGGGUGAACUACGCCUACUCUACACCGCUGAAUGUUGGGAGUUGUACUGGAACCUGUCAGAAUGGUGGUACAUGGGACAGCUCAUUGUGUGCUUGUUCGUGUCCAGAGAACUUUUACUCCUUGGACUGCAGCAGUUCGUGCAACACUGAGUGUUUGAAUGGAGGGACUGUUAUAGAGGAUACGUGUGGUUGUCAGUGUAAUAACCAGUCAUUUGGCAAUAAAUGUCAGACAUGUAAAGUACCUUACACGGGACAGGGGUGUCAGAGCUGUGCGGGCGCCACCUGUCAGAACUGUGGUGUUUUUGACAGCGCCACCUGUCGAUGCCGAUGUCUUGACGGAUAUGGCGGGACAUCUUGUGAAACCACAUGUGCUGAUACCAGCUCUACCUGUGCUGCAGACGCCGCCGCGGGGAAAUGUGACUCGGACAACAUUAACAUGGAAGCCAAUUGUCCUUUAACAUGUGGACUGUGUGUGGCUAAAUCUCCACCAGAUAACUGUUCUACGGCUAUAGUGAUAUCAUCAACGACAACAACGACGACGACAACAACUUCACAACCCAGCACAUCGACAUGUCUUACCGACGAGUUCACCUGUACCAACGGCAACUGUGUGUCCGUCAAUGUGACAUGUGACCGGACUGACGACUGUGGCGAUUUCAGUGACGAAUUGGGCACGUGCAUGUCAAGUACAGUACAACCAAGUACAUAUACCACAACAUCUACCAGUACAAAAGUUAUUACUACGACCGGUAGUACCGCUUCUUCCGCCGGAAGUACGACCACUACAAAAGCUACAACUUCCACCGGAAGUACGACCACUACAGAAGCUACUACUUCCACCGGAAGUGCGACCACUACAAAAGCUAUUACUAUGACCGGUAGUACUGCUUCUUCUGCCGGAAGUACGACCACUACAAAAGCUACAACUUCCACCGGAAGUACGACCACUACAGAAGCUACUACUUCCACCGGAAGUAAGACCACUACAAAAGGCACUUCUUCGACCAGUAGUACGACCACUACAAAAUCUACUACCUCGACCGGAAGUACCAUUACCACAAAAGCUGCAAUGUCAACCGGAAAUGCGACAAGUACGACAACUACCACUGUUCCCCAAACACAGAAUAUAAAUUCUACUUUUUCCUCUACUACUAUCACCUCUGUUACUUCUACUACCUCUGCUCUAACUCAGUCGGCAUCCACGACAGAGCCCACCACAGUUACAAAACCGUUAACUACCAAGGAAAUAAUUACCAUAGUUGGAAUUAUCGCAGGGGUAUCGGUACUGAUUCUAGCAGCUUCGGGGUAUGCUUUGUACAUAACCAAGUUGAACGAUGGAAAUCGAGCGAAAAUGUAUUCUGGAACACAACCAACGAAUGUAAUCCAGACGCAUCCUGCAGGUGAUGGAUAUCAUGAGCUUACCACACACGAAAAAAAUGGGGAUCGUGACUCGAAAAGACACUCAAAAAAUGGAUAUCAGUCUGGAAUUAAUUAUCAUCCCAGUGGAGAUGUAUUUAAAAACUAUGAUUAUGUGUAGACGGGAAAGCAUUGACGAUGACAGAGAACCGCUUGUGACGUUGAAAUCCGAAUAUCCUUGUUUCCCUAAGGUUCCCAUACAUUCUUCAUCGACAUUUAUUGAUUCAUUCUCAGAAUCAAUCUACAUGUAUUGUACAAUCAAUCUUCUCCUUCAAUUACCAUGUUACAUUACUUGCAGAUUCGAAAUGUCCCUUUCUUUUAUUUUUUUUAAUUUUUUUUUCCUCAAAAUUACACUUAAAACCUUCGAACCAUUCUCAUCUUAUCAAAUGUAGGUCUGAUCUCAAAGAUAAAAUUAGCUUCAAAAUAUUAUGAAUUGCUUUUUCAUUAUUGUAUGGAUGCUUGUUUUGUUUAUAGAGAAUCACAAUCGCUGAUGAUAUAUUAUUUUUUGUGCAUAUCGUCAUUUUGCAUACAAACACGCUUGUGUGAAUUAUAGCUUGGUUAUCUUUGUGAUGCAAGAACAUUUAUAAAUAUUGAUUAACUAUCAUAAAUGUGUAAUAACGUAACUGAAUACGAAUAUUAUAAAUGUCGUUCACAAAAUGGCAGGGGUUGAUUCACUUACGAUUUUAGCAAAAUAGAUAACCAGUCGAGACCGUGACACUAGAAUCUCAGAGAUUCGUACAUGUAUAAUCACCCUAUAAUUUCUAAUAUUACUCAUCACACGGCUGUUAUUGGAGAGCUGCAGUUGUCCACCUUAAGGCCUCCGGUCGACUUUUAACAAUAAACAGUUACCAACUUUGGUUGAUAUCUUGGUAUUACCUGGACAGAUAUCAGUGAAAAUGUACGUUGUAUACUAACAUCAGAUAAAGUCACAUAGAUAAAUGACCGUGUUUAAGUUGUUGAAUUGGUAAGAUAAUUGUUCAACUUAAAGAUAAAAUUGAUUGUUAAUAAUUGUUACAGCUGAAUUGUUGAGUUUUUGUUUUAUAUCCUGUUAUCUUAAACAAUAAAACUAUUUUUAUAUAUUGUAUCAUCCCCAACCAGUGUAAUGAUCCCAGGUGAUUAAAGGUUUGAUAUCCGACAAGGGAUGACAAAGAUUGUUAUACCAGGGAUGAUUUUACACGAGGGGUUAUAAAUAGAGCAAUAUAUCAUAAUAAUCCUACAAAACUAUGUCUACGUUACAAAUCAAUGUAUCAUUCAUUUUUAUUUUCCCAUCAACUUGAUCUCUUUAUGUGUGUUUUAUCAAACUGUGAGCUUUUGUUAUUCAUACUUAAUACUGUAAACGUUCAAAUUUUAGCGGUUUUCGCGGUAGAAGAAUUGCUGCGUUAAAUACACUUAUCCCUAUCAUUUCUAUAGAAAAUUAUGUCGGUGCGCCAAUUCAUCAUUGCGUUAUCUAUAAAAGUUCGUAAUACGCUAAAAUAUGAAUGCGCCAAAAUUUGUCUGUUUACAGUAUGUUUUUUUUUUAAUAUUUUUUUUUGUAGUUUUUUAUGUAAGAUAAAGCAGUUAAUGUCAUAUGCCAAUUUUAUCACACAUUUAAAUGAUGUUGUUUCAAUGCACGCAUACUGGGGAAUGGUUUAAUUGUUGAUGAAACAAUAAGCCACACGCAUUAUUUAAUUCCAGUAGUACAAAAUUAUCUCUUGUGAAAAUAUUGCAAAUCUGCCUUGCCCCAUUUCCUACUAUCGGUGAAAUUAAAGAGAGAAAAUGUUUCCUCUUGACAAUAUGGUCAUUUACACUAAAUCACGGUAAAUCAGAUAUUUACUAAAGUAUGUGUAUUAUGAGACAAUACGACCGAUUCUGACAUUACUGCUUUAUCCAAAUAUCCUGUAGGUGUACUGCUCUUUGCUUAGCCUGUUACGUAGCCGCAUACAAUCAUUGUAUUUAUAUAACAGUGGAGGUAUUUGAAACAUUUUGAAAAAGGAAAUAAAAUGAAUAAAGUUACAUUCCAUCCAACAGAUUAUGAAACCAUAAACUACAAUUUUGCGAAUACUAUCUAAAAUUUAAAACUACUUUCAAGGAUUCAAAUUACGCUAAAAUUGACAAAUAAUAAUUAUAAUUAAAAAAAAUCUUACAAACAUUAUAUAAACAGGUACUUUAUCAUCUCAACUUUCACGGGAUCAAUCAUCAUUAUGCCAUCUAUUUUGAUGAUUUCAAAUUGAUCUAGUUGCAUAUAAAUAUAUCCUCCAUGUCAAUGUGCUGUAGGCAGAGAUUUUGUAAGCAAUAUCUGUGAUCAUCAAUUUUUAUUGUAUGCAUGUGUGACUUGUAGAGCAAUAAAAUAUAUUUUGUUA
Messenger RNA from Pecten maximus, 6638 nucleotides. Its product is annotated as A disintegrin and metalloproteinase with thrombospondin motifs 18-like. Gene Ontology annotation, cellular component: extracellular matrix. The coding region runs from base 419 to 4420 and encodes 1333 amino acids. The record is from RefSeq and is a predicted model, not a curated record. The transcript is spliced from 30 exons. Gene Ontology annotation, molecular function: metalloendopeptidase activity; protein binding. NCBI's taxonomy places the organism in Eukaryota, Metazoa, Mollusca, Bivalvia, Pectinida, Pectinidae. Gene Ontology annotation, biological process: extracellular matrix organization; proteolysis.